Monoraphidium neglectum is the source of this 531-nucleotide messenger RNA. RefSeq lists its product as hypothetical. Gene Ontology annotation, biological process: protein dephosphorylation. The transcript is spliced from 3 exons. Bases 1 to 531 code for a protein of 176 amino acids. NCBI's taxonomy places the organism in Eukaryota, Viridiplantae, Chlorophyta, Chlorophyceae, Sphaeropleales, Selenastraceae. Gene Ontology annotation, molecular function: protein serine/threonine phosphatase activity; cation binding. The record is from RefSeq and is a predicted model, not a curated record.
AUGGAACCCAACAGCAACAGUGACUCGGGCUCUGGCCCGAGCUUGCUGCGGCCCGCGGCGGCAUUUGCACUGCUCAGUAACGAGCGGGGCACUGCAGUCGAAGAUACUUUCGUCCUGAUGGACGAUUUGAUGCUCGGCGACCUUUCGCAGCCGCAGUGUGCGGCGGGCGUACCCCUGUUUGGAGUCUACGACGGCCACGGCGGUGGCGCAGCCGCGAAGCACUGCGCGCGGCGCUUGCACCACCUGAUUGCUGACCAGCUGCUCGGCGUGAUCAAGGCGGCGCCGCCUCCCGACCCCGCGGCCCCCGCCGCCGAGUGCCCCCUAGACGCAGCCGGCGUGAGCGCGGCGCUGCGGGACGCGUUUGUGGCUACCGACGCGGAGCUCAAGGCGAGCGGCGUGCUGGACCACAACAGCGGGUCCACCGCGCUGGUGGCGCUGCUGACGCCAGCGACGAUCUGGCUGGCGUGGGCGGAUCCUGCGGGCCGGGCGCUGCGCCAGAGCUGCGGCAGCCUGCCGGCUGUUGCCUCGUAG